CCACAGCCUUGUGCCUCUCAGUGACCCUUGUGUCAUCCUUAUCUAUACUCUUCUUUCUUCCUUUGGAACCCACUCCUUGGCUUCACAUUUUUGUUAUUACCUGCUGACAUCUUGUUUCUACCAGAUCCUUCUCCCUGUCCAUCUCAUCACUCUGAAGUUGGUGAACACAGAGCUGACAACAGAACCCCAGGCACAAAGAAUCAGGAUAAGAGCUCAAUCCCUGAGGAAUGUCAGUCCAAUAUUCGCUCAGUCCUCAAUUCAUGCUGCUAUCCAACAUUACUCAGUUUAGCCCCAUAUUCUAUCUCACCAGCUUUCCUGGAUUGGAAGGCAUCAAACACUGGAUUUUCAUCCCCUUUUUCUUUAUGUACAUGGUUGCCAUCUCAAGCAAUUGUUUCAUUCUGAUCAUUAUUAAGACCAACCCUCGUCUGCACACACCCGUGUACUAUCUACUAUCCUUGCUGGCCCUCACUGACCUGGGGCUGUGUGUGUCCACGUUGCCCACCACUAUGGGGAUCUUCUGGUUUAACUCCCAUAGUAUCUACUUUGGAGCGUGUCAAAUCCAGAUGUUCUGCAUCCACUCUUUUUCCUUCAUGGAGUCCUCAGUGCUCCUCAUGAUGUCCUUUAACUUUGUGGCCAUCUGCUACCCUCUGAGGUAUUCGGUCAUUAUCACUGGCCAGCGAGUGGUCAGGGCAGGCCUAAUUGUCAUCUUCCGGGGACCUGUGGCCACUAUCCCUAUUGUCCUCCUCCUGAAGGCUUUUCCCUACUGUGGAUCUGUGGUCCUCUCCCACUCAUUUUGCCUGCACCAGGAAGUGAUACAGCUGGCCUGCACAGAUACCACCUUCAAUAAUCUGUAUGGACUGAUGGUGGUAGUUUUCAUUGUGAUGCUGGACCUGGUGCUCAUCGCACUGUCCUAUGGACUGAUCCUGCACACAGCAGCAGGCCUGGCCUCCCAAGAGGAGCAGCGCCGUGCCUUUCAGACAUGCACCGCUCAUCUCUGUGCUGUGCUAGUAUUCUUUGUGCCCAUGAUGGGGCUGUCCCUGGUGCACCGUUUUGGGAAGCAUGCCCCACCUGCUAUUCAUCUUCUUAUGGCCAAUGUCUACCUUUUUGUGCCUCCCAUGCUUAACCCAAUCAUAUACAGUAUUAAGACCAAGGAGAUCCACUGUGCCAUUAUCAAGUUCCUAGGUCUUAAAAAGGCCAGUAAAUGAGUCCUGGGGCUAAAACUCCCCCUAGAGGCCUAUAAGAAGGCCCCAAAUUGGACUGAAAAUUUGGAGUAUUGAGUAUAUAGCAUGCUCUUAAAGAUUUUUUGCCCCUGUCCUAAAUAAAAUAUGGGCAAAUUUAUUUCUGGAGUUGCGGCUUUAAAAAACUGAACUUCUCUUGCUUAGAUUUUAAUGCCUCCUCCUACAGCUGAGAACUGGCAUUUUUGGUAGCAUCAAAGCUAUCCAGAAGGCAACUUUAUUGAAGGUCAUCAUCAAUGUAACUAAAACUAAAAUGAAACUAAAUAAAAACUAAAAAGAACAAUAAAUACCAGAGCACCCAGAGGAGAGCCUGGCAGAGACCAGGUAAAUGCCAUUUGCUCUAACUCACCUCCGGAAAUACACCUCCUUCCAUGGUUCCUUGGGACUGCUUCCAUCUUCUCUACCUGGCCAAGUUUCUUCUCAUCUUUUUCUAUCCUGGUCAGCAGUAACUUUCAGACCCCCGAGUCACAUCAGAAACCUCAGAACUCCUGCAUUCUUCCUCAACACCUGUUUCAAGCAACACCCACCCCCCAAUUUCUAAGGUUGUGCUCUCUCCUGACCAUAUUCCUCUAGAAGAGACUUUGAUCCUAUCCUUGACUCCUCUCAUCUCUGAUUUUACCUUACAACCUCAAGUCUGACAUUAAGCUAAAGUCAGGAUUUACUUGUAGGUGUUUUAGUUGUGUGAUACUGAACAAUGACAUGUAACGUGAGAAAGCUUCAGCCAAGGAAACUCACAAACAUAUUGAAGUCACAAUCCCAUUGCUCAGGAGGAAAUAAACUUUACACUGGCUGAUCAGCCUGUCCCUACGAGUGACUAAAUGCAAUCCUUGCAGGGGUCUCAGCUUUGAAGUUGCUUCCUCAAGGACAUUUUCACAGAUAGCUCCUCCCUUUCCAAUGGUAGAGCACCAAAUGCUCCAUCGGUUUCCUUCCACGGUGCCCUGCAUUUCCUGUUGUAACAUUUGUCACACAGUAAUGUCCUGUUUAUGAAGGUGUGUGCAUGUGUCCAUUAGAAUGACUAAAUCAAGAUCCCUGGAGGAAUUAUGCAUGUCUUGCUCACCAGUAAAUGUAUAUAAAUACAAUGCCUAGCACAUGCCAUAUACUCAAUAAAUAUUAAAUGUAUGCGUGGACAUACAGACACAUAAAGAGGGAUCCAGAGCUAACAGAAGUUCUCUUCUUGUCUCAAGGAACUCCUCCUCUUCACAUUCAGAAGCCCAAGAAGACACCUUUCUGCUGGCAUCCAUCAAGGUGGUAUCUUCAUUGUCCCAGUUCUACUUUACUCAGGCCCUCUGGAUCCUCCCACCCAUUCUCCUACAGGUUAAAAUUACCAUGAGGCCAGGCACGGUGGCUUAUGCUGUAAUCCCAGCACUUUGGGAGACCAAGGUGGGAGGAUUGCUGAAGGCCAGGAGUUUGAGACCAACUUCAGGCAAAAAGAUUACUUGAGUCCAGGAGUUUGAGACCAGCCUGAACAAUAUAGCAAGACCCUAUCUCUACAAAAAAAAAUUAAAAUUAGCCAUGUGUGGCGGUGCACGUCUGUAGUCUCAGCUACUUGGGAGGCUGAGGUGGGAAGAAUGCUUGAGCCCAGGAGGUUGAGGCUGCAGUGAGCCAUAAUCACACUACUGCCUGGGUGACCAAGUGAGACCCCGUUUCAAAAAUAAAAAGGAAAACAAACAAAAUUACAAAGCGAAAUUUAAAAAAGAACCAAACUCUAAAAAUAUGUAUGUAUGUUUGUGCGGUUUCUUGUGUAUGUUUGUGUGGUAUCUCAUGUUUGUAUGUGUGGGUGUUGUCAGACUCUCAGGCUUGGGAGGCCCUCUGGAACCUAGCAGUUUCUGCAGCCUUACAGGCUGGCACUCCUUAAACAUAGGUUCCAUUCUAAACUUUAAUUUACAUCCACAUAGUAGGCCACAUUACUCAAUAGCAGUUCCGAGACUUAGAAUAUUCUUCUCCAUGUUGAGAGGAAAUUCCUAUUCUAUAGAUCUCAUUUGGUAGAAUGGGGUAUAAAAAAUAUAGGAUUUGGAUUUAGAUUAGCACUGAAGUCCCAUUUUGCCUCUUAUAAACAAAUAGACCACUGACAUCUAAAUUUCAUUCUUUUCAAAUUAGGAAAUACCUACAGGUAAUAACAUAUUUGAAAACUUCUACCUUACUCAAAUUUAAAAUGCAAAUUAACAUAUCUUAAUUUGUUACUAAACGAAUAUUGAAGAAUAGAGUUAACAAUCAAUAUCUGGCUGGGCGCGGUGGCUCACGCCUGUAAUCCCAGCACUCUGGGAGGCCGACGCGGGUGGAUCACGAGGUCAGGAGAUCGAGACCAUCCUGGCUAACACGGUGAAACCCAGUCUCUACUAAAAAUACAAAAAGUUAGCUGGGCAUGGUGGUGGGCGCCUGUAGUCCCAGCUACUCAGGAGGCUGGGGCAGGAGAAUGGCGUGAACCCAGGAGGUGGAGCUUGCAGUGAGCCAAGAUCGUGCCACUGCACUCCAGCCUGGGCAACAGAGCGAGACUCCUUCUCAAAAACAAAAAAAAAGAAAAAAAAAUCAAUAUCUGUGCUGUUAAGUAUGUGGUAAAAGAGCUAUUUUCACAUACCAGAAUGAAAACAUAAUUUAAUUUGCCUUUUAUGAAAAACAAAAUACAUCACAAGACUUGAAAAUAUUCAUGCUCUGUGUCUCAGAAAUGCCACUUCUAAAAAUCUGUCCUAAAUAAAUGAUAAAUUAAAAAUUUAGGAUGUAAGCUGUUUGUGGCAAAAUUUUUUUCCUGUUUGCUCACAGUUCUAAAUCCAUCUCCUAGGUCAGUGAUCAAUAAAUAUGUGUUGAACUAUUUAAUAAGUGAAUAUUAUAAUUUGUGUUAUUGUUCAUAAUUUUAAG
This is a messenger RNA of Pan troglodytes (chimpanzee), 4088 nucleotides long. RefSeq names its product olfactory receptor family 51 subfamily M member 1 (gene OR51M1). Gene Ontology annotation, cellular component: plasma membrane. The record is from RefSeq and is a predicted model, not a curated record. Gene Ontology annotation, molecular function: olfactory receptor activity; G protein-coupled receptor activity. Gene Ontology annotation, biological process: G protein-coupled receptor signaling pathway. Lineage: Eukaryota; Metazoa; Chordata; Mammalia; Primates; Hominidae. The transcript has 3 exons. Bases 228 to 1205 code for a protein of 325 amino acids.